This is a messenger RNA of Protobothrops mucrosquamatus (brown spotted pit viper), 1314 nucleotides long. Its product is annotated as zinc finger protein with KRAB and SCAN domains 5-like. The transcript has 6 exons. NCBI's taxonomy places the organism in Eukaryota, Metazoa, Chordata, Lepidosauria, Squamata, Viperidae. The record is from RefSeq and is a predicted model, not a curated record. Gene Ontology annotation, biological process: regulation of DNA-templated transcription. The coding region runs from base 55 to 1314 and encodes 419 amino acids.
GAUCCACAAGAUUCCUUCAUCCUGUAUAGAAUUUCCUUCCAGGACAGACAAAGGAUGCAGAAACAACCGUUAGCAAGUGAGGGAACUGGAAAAGGCCCCUCUGCUGUUGAGCCUGGCAGCUGUGGGAAGAUCUGGGCAAAAACUGGGCAGAAGAUGCUGGAGGAGAAAACCAUCAUCCGUUCAGAGAUUCAGCCCUGCAACUUCAGAGACAUCCAAUAUCAGGAGACUGAAGGUCCCCGAGGACUUUGCAGCCGACUCCACAACUUUUAUAGUCAGUGGCUGAGGUUAGAAAAGCACACUAAAACCCAAAUAUUGGACCUUGUUGUUUUGGAGCAGCUCCUGGCUCUUCUGCCCCAGCAGAUGGCAAACUGGUUGCGGGAGUGUGGAGCAGAGAGUAGCUCCCAAGCGGUGGCCCUGGCGGAAGGCUUCCUCAUGAGUCAGGCAGAGGAGCAGAAGGAGCAAGUCGAAUUGCAGUCUUUCACUCUACAAACCAGACAUCCUGUGAGAAGGAGGAAUCCAUCCAAUCCCCUUCGGGAGCUGUUUUCCAGGAGGAUCUAUCAGGAAUCUGCAACUCAGGACAUCUCAGAUGGGAAGAAUAGAAUGAAUUUGACUCCUUUUUAUGGUGGCGCUGAAAGAGUGGUUGAAGCUCCAACUCAAGAGGGUCUUGUGUCUUUUAAGGAGGUGGCUGUGUAUUUCUCCGAUGAGGAGUGGUCUCAGCUGGAUGAUGACCAAAAAGCACUACAUCGGGAAGUCAUGCUGGAAAAUCAUAGCAACGUGGCCUCUUUGGGUAAUAAUGGGGAGGAAAAUGAAGAUUCUGGAAAACUAUUCCAAACGAUCACUCAGGGAUACAAUAUGAAGAACCCUACAUUUCAAAUGGAAGAAGAAAGCCAUGAGAGAAACCAAUCAAAUCAUUGCAAUCAGGAAAGUUCAUCUUUUGUUCAUGUACCAACGAAAGCCUCUGUGUCCCAACAAGGAAAAAUAAAAAAGAAAUAUAUUGGAAAAUGUAAAAAACUAUUCAUAAAGAAAUUAGAUAUAAAUAGACACGAUCAAACCCAAACCAAAGGAGAAGAUUAUGUAUCUAGAGAAAGUGGAAAAAAUUACAAACGGACCUUGUGUCUUCCUCAUAAAAAUGGGUCCCGUACAUCUCGAAAAAGGACCCGCAAAGGAGAGAAGCCACAUAAAUGUACGGAGUGUGGAAAGAACUUUAUUAAGAACAGUCAACUUAUUUACCAUAAAAGGAUCCACAAAGCAAAAAAAACAUAUGAAUGCGUGGAGUGUGGGAAGAGCUUUACUAAGAACAAACUUCACUUCUAG